Molecule: messenger RNA, 6355 nt
Organism: Artibeus jamaicensis (Jamaican fruit-eating bat)
Lineage: Eukaryota; Metazoa; Chordata; Mammalia; Chiroptera; Phyllostomidae
Gene: MEF2C
Product: myocyte enhancer factor 2C
Exons: 11
Coding region: 502-2037 (511 amino acids)
Biological process (GO): cell differentiation; heart development; positive regulation of transcription by RNA polymerase II
Molecular function (GO): DNA-binding transcription factor activity, RNA polymerase II-specific; protein dimerization activity; histone deacetylase binding
Source: RefSeq, a predicted model, not a curated record
CCUCCAGUGGCCUCAGCUCGCGCUCGAAUGCGCGUCCCCGAGCGCGUCCCCCCCACACUCACACACCCGCGCGCUCUCUCUGCGCGCGCGCGCAUACACACACAUCAUCUCCAGCUCUCUGCUUGCUCUGCUCGCAGUCACAGACACUUGAGCACACGCGUACACCCAGACAUCUUCGGGCUGCUAUUGGAUUGACUUUGAAGAUUCUGUGUGGGUCACCGUGGCUGCAUGUUUGAAUCAGGUGGAGAAGCACUUCAAGGCUGGACGAAGUAAAGAUUAUUGUUGUUAUUUUUUUUCUCUCUCUCUCUUUUAAGAAAGGAAAAUAUCCCAAGGACUAAUCUGAUCUGGUCUUCCUUCAUCAGGAACGAAUGCAGGGAUUUGGGAACUGACCGGUGCAAGUGCUGAAGAAGGAGAUUUGUUUGGAGGAAACAGGAAAGAGAAAGAAAAGGAAGGAAAAAAUACAUAAUUUCAGGGACGAGAGAGAGAAGAAAAACGGGGACUAUGGGGAGAAAAAAGAUUCAGAUCACGAGGAUUAUGGAUGAACGUAACAGGCAGGUGACUUUUACGAAGAGGAAGUUCGGGCUGAUGAAGAAGGCGUAUGAGCUGAGCGUGCUGUGCGACUGCGAGAUCGCGCUGAUCAUCUUCAACAGCACCAACAAGCUGUUCCAGUACGCCAGCACCGACAUGGACAAGGUGCUCCUCAAGUACACGGAGUACAACGAGCCGCACGAGAGCCGGACCAACUCCGACAUCGUGGAGACGUUGAGAAAGAAGGGCCUUAAUGGCUGUGACAGCCCAGAUCCCGAUGCAGACGAUUCAGUAGGUCACAGCCCUGAGUCUGAGGACAAGUACAGGAAAAUUAACGAAGAUAUUGAUCUAAUGAUCAGCAGGCAAAGAUUGUGUGCCUUGAACAAGAAAGAAAACAAAGGCUGUGAAAGCCCCGAUCCCGACUCCUCUUAUGCACUCACCCCACGCACUGAAGAAAAAUACAAAAAAAUUAAUGAAGAAUUUGAUAAUAUGAUCAAGAGUCAUAAAAUUCCUGCUGUUCCACCUCCCAACUUUGAGAUGCCAGUCUCCAUCCCGGUGUCCAGCCAUAACAGUUUGGUAUACAGCAACCCCGUCAGCUCACUGGGAAACCCCAACCUUUUGCCACUGGCCCACCCUUCUCUGCAGAGGAAUAGUAUGUCUCCUGGUGUAACACAUCGACCUCCAAGUGCAGGUAACACAGGUGGUCUGAUGGGUGGAGACCUCACAUCCGGUGCAGGCACCAGUGCAGGGAAUGGAUAUGGCAACCCCCGAAACUCGCCAGGUCUGCUGGUCUCACCUGGUAACUUGAACAAGAAUAUGCAAGCGAAGUCUCCUCCCCCCAUGAAUUUAGGGAUGAAUAACCGUAAACCAGAUCUCCGAGUUCUUAUUCCACCAGGCAGCAAGAAUACGAUGCCAUCAGUGAAUCAAAGGAUAAAUAACUCCCAGUCUGCUCAGUCAUUGGCUACCCCAGUGGUUUCUGUAGCAACUCCUACUUUACCAGGACAAGGGAUGGGAGGAUAUCCAUCAGCCAUUUCAACCACAUAUGGUACUGAGUACUCUCUGAGCAGCGCUGACCUGUCGUCUCUGUCCGGCUUCAACACCGCCAGCGCCCUGCACCUGGGCUCAGUCACUGGCUGGCAACAGCAGCACCUACAUAACAUGCCGCCGUCCGCCCUCAGUCAGCUGGGAGCUUGCACUAGCACUCAUUUAUCUCAGAGUUCAAAUCUCUCCCUGCCUUCUACUCAAAGCCUCAACAUCAAGUCAGAACCUGUUUCUCCUCCUAGAGACCGUACCACCACCCCUUCGAGAUACCCACAACACACGCGCCACGAGGCGGGGAGAUCUCCUGUUGACAGCUUGAGCAGCUGUAGCAGUUCCUAUGACGGGAGCGACCGAGAGGAUCACCGGAACGAAUUCCACUCCCCCAUUGGACUCACCAGACCUUCGCCGGACGAAAGGGAAAGUCCCUCCGUCAAGCGCAUGCGACUCUCUGAAGGAUGGGCAACAUGAUCAGAUUAUUACUUAAUAGUUUUUUUUUUCUUGCAGUGUGUGUGUGUGCUAUACCUUAAUGGGGAAGGGGGGUCGAUAUGCAUUAUAUGUGCUGUGUGUGGAAAAAAAAAGUCAGGUACUCUGUUUUGUAAAAGUACUUUUAAAUUGCCUCAGUGAUACAGUAUAAAGAUAAACAGAAAUGCUGAGAUAAGCUUAGGACUUGAGUUGUACAACAGAACACUUGUACAAAAUAGAUUUUAAGGCUAACUUCUUUUCACUGUUGUGCUCCUUUGCAAAAUGUAUGUUACAAUAGAUAGUGUCAUGUUGCAGGUUCAACGUUAUUUACAUGUAAAUAGACAAAAGGAAACAUUUGCCAAAAGCGGCAGAUCUUUACUGAAAGAGAGAGCAGCUGUUAUGCAACAUAUAGAAAAAUGUAUAGAUGUUUUGGACAGACCCAGCAAAGGGUGGCCAUUGGUUAAAGUCACCUACCAUCCUGAGAACGCUCACAAACCUGCAAGCAUAUCAUUGAUGUAUGGCACUCAGUCAAAAGGAUCAAUGACCAUUAAAAGAGGACCAUACCUAUUAGAAAAAUAUGUGGAGUUUGAGGGCUAACGUAUUUAAUUAAAUAAAUAAAGAAUUAUGGGUCUGCAUCUCUUAUUAAAUAAAAGUAUAAAAAUAUGUACAUUACAUUUUGCUUAUUUUCAUAUAAAAGGUAAGACAGAGUUUGCAAAGCAUUUGUGGCUUUUUGUAGUUUACUUAAGCCAAAAUGUGUUUUUCCCCCUUGAUAGCUUCGCUAAUAUUUUAAACAGUCCUGUAAAAACCAAAAAGGACUUUUUGUAUAGAAAGCACUACCCUAAGCCAUGAAGAACUCCAUGCUUUGCUAACCAAGAUAACUGUUUUCUCUUUGUAGAAGUUUUGUUUUUGAAAUGUGUAUUUCUAAUUAUAUAAAAUAUUAAGAAUCUUUUAAAAAAAUCUGUGAAAUUAACAUGCUUGUGUAUAGCUUUCUAAUAUAUAUAAUAUUAUGGUAAUAGCAGAAGUUUUGUUAUCUUAAUAGCGGGAGGGGGGAUAUUUGUGCAGUUGCACAUUUGAGUAACUAUUUUCUUUCUGUUUUCUUUUACUCUGCAUACAUUUUAUAAGUUCAAGGUCAGCUGUCAAAAGGAUAACCUGUGGGAUUAGAACAUAUCACAUUGCAACACCCUAAAUUGUUUUUAAUAUAGUAGCAAUCUAUUGGGUCAACUGACAUCCAUUGUAUACACUAAUUAGUUUAUUUUAUCCUUUUUAUUUUUGAAUUUUUACCAAAUGCCGGGCCCCUAUCUGAUCUCACCAUUCAUCAUGCAACUUGGAAUUCAGUAAGUGCAUACCAUAACUUAUCUGUAUCCUAGAUUAUCAGAUUGGUUUUCAGCCCAGAAUUUCAUAUGUUUUUUUUAGAAAUAUGCCCAGAAUAGAGAAGCUGUGUUGGGACCCAUGUCCUGCAAAUAUGGCCCUAGAAACAAGUGAUAUGAUGUUUACUCGGUGUAUAAGUUGUAAAUUCCCACAGAAGAAAAAUGUGAAAGAUUGGGUGCUAGACAAGAAGGAAGCAGGUGAAGGGAUAGUUGCUUCUCCAUCCGGUUUUAAUUAUUUUAACUGACCCUCAACCUUGUCAGCGGUAUAGGACUGUUGAACGACCCCAGUGUGUCAGGACCCCCAAAUGUCACUUCUGCAUAAAGCAUGUAUGUCAUCUAUUUUUUCUUCAAUAAAGAGAUUUAAUAGCCAUUUCAAGAAAUCCCAUUAAAGAACCUCUCUAUGUCCCUUUUUAAAAUUUUUUAAGAAGUAAUGAUGACACUUGUCUAAUAUUUGUCCAUAAGGGAUUAAUUUUCAGACCCUUUAAAAAGUGAGUGCCAUAAACAAAAAGUUCGUAUUUGUUGUUGAAAAAAGAUUUCUGCCCAGGAACGAUUUUCCUUCUCUUGGAAUGUGAAGAUCUGUCGAUUCAUCUCCGAUCACAUGCAUUGACAUACACAGCAAAGAAGAUGCAGUCGGAUCGACACUGCUAGAUCACAUGCAGGACGUUUCUUAACCCCCCCCCUUUUUUUCCUUGCACAGUUGCUAUGUGUUUCUCACUGAAAAAGGCUGCCGCUGGGUGGCAAAAGCCAAGAGACCUUAGUAAACUAGGCUAUAUUUUUCUUAACUUAAUCUGAAAUCUACAAUUAGACCGCAAUGCACCUUUGGUGGUAUCCAUAUGGGAUGCUAACCUGCCUUGUACUAAUGUUUUAUAUACUAAAAACAAACAAAAAAAUCUAGUAAUCAUUUCAUAUAACUCACUACUCAAGGUACCCAUCGAACAUGAAAGAAAAACAUUUAUGCAAAGGAAAAAUAGAAAAUCAUCCCUGAAAAUAUGCACACACAUUCACACAUAGGGGAAGAAAACGAAGAAAAUCAUUUUUCUCGCCAUCAACUUGAUCCCAUCCUUACAAUGCAUCCUUAUAACUUGAUGUGUAUAAAAUAUGCAAACAUAUCACAGAUGUUCUUUGUCAUUGCAAAACACUUUAUCAAUAUCAGUAGAAAAUUAUCAGUGGGUGGGAAAGGGUCAUUAUGUAAAAAAUAUGAAAAAAUAGCCAUAUAAAUUUUUUACCUGCAAUUUGCCUCAGCGACAAAGAAAAAAGUGAAUUUCUAAUGCUGAAGUACCAGCAGAAGCCUUGGCUAUUUAUAGCAAUUCUGACAAUAGUUUUAUAAGAACAUGGAAAGAACAGCAUCACUUGAAAAUGGGUGCCAGUCAUCUCUUGUUCCCACUACUGAAUUCACAAAAAGUGGUGGCAAGAUAGUGAAGGGAUAAUCUGAGAAUUUUGAAAAAUGAUUUAAUGAGAAGAAGCACAAUUUUGAUUGUGAUGAGUCACUUUCUGUAAACAAUUACUGUCUAUCUUUACCCUUAUACCUUAUCUGUAAUUUACCAUUUAUUGUAUUUGCAAAGCUAGUGUGGUUUGGGUUUUUAUCACAGUAAAUCCUUUGUAUCCGGAGUUUAGGGCAGAGCCCUGAGGGGGUGGUACUUUACGUAGCCCAUCCUAGACUCACGUGGUAGGCGACAUUCUGCAUUGCAAGUCAAAGAACCGUAAGUGGCAUUUUACACAGCUACAAGUGUUGUUAUACCUAAUCCUAUUUUAAAAGAUUUUUUGGUAAUAUUAAGCUUAAAUACUGGUAACACUGAUGCAAUACACGCAAGAUGCACAACUGUAUAUUGUAUGCAUUGGUGCGUGGAAGGCUGUUCAUUUCAACCUUUUUUAAAAUUGUGUUUUUUAGUAAAAUGGCUUAUUUUUUCCCAAAGGUGGAAUUUAGCAUUUUGUAGUGAUGAAUAUGAAAAUGCCUGUCAUCCUCAGAUCACUUUAAGGUUACCUAAAGUGAGAAUUUUUUUAAAAAUUCAAAUACACUUUUUAAAAGAAUAUCUGCCCUCUCACAAUUCUAUGUAUUUGUUUUUCUUACACACUUGUCUUUUAAUUUAGAAAUAGCAUGUUUUGCUCCCUUUAUUCUUUUGUUUGUUUUUCCAGAGAGUAAUGCUUGUAUUUCUUUCUUGAAAAAAAAUUCUUUUAAGAAGAAGCAGCCACUCGAACCCUCAAUAAAGGCUGCUGCUAAAGCAUGGCAUACUUCAUCUGUUCCCGUCUGUGCCAUCUGCUGUGAUGUCAUCGCUUUUAUGGCGUGAAUUUCUUGCCACUACAGAUCUUUUAAAGAUUGAUGGAAUACUGGUGUCUGUUAGACUGCUUCAGACUACAGAUGUAAUUAAAGGCUUUUCUUAAAUAUGUUUUAACCAAAGAUGUGGAGCAAUCCAAGCCACAUAUCUUCUGCAUUAAAUUUGUCCAUUUUGGUUCUGUUCAUAAUCGGGUAUUGCAUUUGCCUUCCCUAUUCAUACCUCAAAUUGAUUCAUACCUCAUUUUAAUUCCGAGAGGUCAGCUAAGUGGCAGAUUUUGUUGUGGUUUGAAUGCAGUACCAGUGUUCUCUCAGAGCCAAGUAGACCUGGGUCACUGUAGGCAUAGGACUUGGAUUGCUUCAGAUGGUUUGCUGUAUCAUUUUCCUUCUUUUUCUGGGGAUUUGUUUCCAUUCAAUGACAGUAAUUAAAAUAGCUUGUAAAUGAGGGCAUACAAGCAUUUGCAACAAAUAUUCAAAUAGAGGCUCACAGCGGCAUAAGCUGGACUUUGUCGCCACUAGAUGACAAGAUGUUAUAACUAAGUUGAACCACAUCUCUGUAUCUCAAGGGACUUAAUUCAGCUGUCUGUAGUGAAUAAAAGUGGGGAAUUUUCCAAAGUUUCUCCGAUGGAAAUAAGGUAUAAUUUGUAUUUUGCAGACAAUUCAGUAAAGUUACUGGCUUUCUUAGUGA